AUGCUGUCCUGCCGCCUCCAGUGCGCACUGGCCGCGCUCUGCAUCGUCCUGGCCUUGGGCGGUGUCACCGGCGCCCCCUCGGACCCCCGACUCCGUCAGUUUCUGCAGAAGUCUCUGGCAGCUGCCGCAGGAAAACAGGAACUGGCCAAGUACUUCUUGGCAGAGCUGCUGUCCGAGCCCAACCAGACAGAGAAUGAUGCCCUGGAGCCGGAGGAUUUGCCCCAGGCAGCGGAGCAGGAUGAAAUGAGGCUGGAGCUGCAGAGGUCUGCCAACUCGAACCCAGCCAUGGCACCCCGGGAACGCAAGGCGGGCUGCAAGAACUUCUUCUGGAAGACGUUCACAUCCUGUUAG
This is a messenger RNA of Arvicola amphibius (Eurasian water vole), 351 nucleotides long. RefSeq names its product somatostatin (gene Sst). Lineage: Eukaryota; Metazoa; Chordata; Mammalia; Rodentia; Cricetidae. Gene Ontology annotation, molecular function: hormone activity. Gene Ontology annotation, cellular component: extracellular region. Gene Ontology annotation, biological process: regulation of cell migration. The coding region runs from base 1 to 351 and encodes 116 amino acids. The transcript has 2 exons. The record is from RefSeq and is a predicted model, not a curated record.